GGAUACGGAUGAGGGGUCCCAUGGGGUUCGAGCACCUGUCAUUGAAAGAGUAGCGUGUUCGUCAGGAGGCAAAUUAAAGCGAAGUCUUCCUGAAAUGCUGCCGGGAAAGGGAAAGGUACCUGCUACCCCAGAAACCCGUAUGCCUGUGUUUGCCUGAAGCAAAGGAAAAGCAGUUCGGUAGCAUGUAUCGUGGUGUUGACGUAUGUGCAUGUGUCCGUCUUCCCAGCAAAGUAAUCCACUCUUAUUUUCCCUUACAGAGUCAACUGUUCAUUUUAUUUCAAAAUUGGAGCAUGUCGUCAUGGAGACAGAUGCUCUCGGUUGCACAAUAAACCGACCUUUAGCCAGACCAUCUUGAUUCAAAACAUCUAUCGUAAUCCCCAAAACAGUGCACAGACGGCUGACGGCUCACACUACCAUUGCCCUCUUGAACAUUUACCGUAACCCUCAAAACUCUUCCCAGUCUGCUGACGGUUUGCGCUGCGCUGUGAGUGACGUCGAGAUGCAGGAACACUAUGACGAAUUUUUUGAGGAGGUUUUUACAGAAAUGGAGGAGAAGUACGGUGAAGUUGAGGAGAUGAAUGUCUGCGAUAACCUUGGAGACCACCUAGUCGGGAACGUGUACGUCAAGUUCCGGCGUGAGGAAGACGCGGAAAAGGCCGUGAUCGACCUGAACAACCGCUGGUUUAACGGGCAGCCCAUCCACGCGGAGCUCUCCCCGGUGACCGACUUCCGAGAGGCGUGCUGCCGCCAGUACGAGAUGGGGGAGUGCACGCGAGGCGGCUUCUGCAACUUCAUGCACCUGAAGCCCAUUUCCAGAGAGCUGCGGCGGGAGCUGUACGGACGUCGGCGCAAGAAGCAUAGAUCGAGGUCCCGGUCCCGGGAGCGUCGCUCUCGGUCUAGAGACCGUGGCCGCGGCGGCGGCGGCGGCGGCGGCGGUGGCGGCGGGGGACGGGAGCGCGACAGGAGGCGGUCGAGGGACCGUGAGAGAUCCGGGCGAUUCUGAGCCGUGCCGUUUUUACCGUAUGUCUGCUAGACAGUGUUGUAGUUGACUGACCAAACCAGUUCAUAACGGGAAUUUUUUUUAAAAAACAACAAAAAAAAACAAAGAUGGGUUUCUGAAUAAAAUUUGUAGUGAUACAGUA
Molecule: messenger RNA, 1142 nt
Organism: Leptonychotes weddellii (Weddell seal)
Lineage: Eukaryota; Metazoa; Chordata; Mammalia; Carnivora; Phocidae
Gene: U2AF1
Product: U2 small nuclear RNA auxiliary factor 1
Biological process (GO): mRNA splicing, via spliceosome
Cellular component (GO): U2AF complex
Molecular function (GO): RNA binding; metal ion binding
Source: RefSeq, a predicted model, not a curated record